This is a messenger RNA of Aspergillus caelatus, 1497 nucleotides long. RefSeq names its product amino acid/polyamine transporter I. Gene Ontology annotation, biological process: transmembrane transport. Bases 1 to 1497 code for a protein of 498 amino acids. Lineage: Eukaryota; Fungi; Ascomycota; Eurotiomycetes; Eurotiales; Aspergillaceae. Gene Ontology annotation, cellular component: membrane. The record is from RefSeq and is a predicted model, not a curated record. Gene Ontology annotation, molecular function: transmembrane transporter activity. The transcript has 6 exons.
AUGGCUCAACAAGAGCUGAAGCAGAUGGGCGCUUCUGUUCUGCAGGAGAUUGAGGGGCAACCGCCCCAUCAGAACAAGGACGAUGUCUAUCUGGCCCGUAUGGGGAAGCGUCCGGUCUUGCAAAGAAACUUCGGUUUGAUGUCCAUGGUCGGUUUCAGCUGCACUAUUCUCAUCACUUGGGAAGCCGUAACUACUGGCGGUCCAGCCGGUUCAAUAUAUGGAUAUAUUUUCGUCUGGGUCGGUGUUACAGCAACCUUUGUCGUAGUAUCUGAGUUGGUAUCAAUUACAGGAUGGCUCACAGUCAUUGGCUGGCAAGCCACAUACGCCACCGGUUUGUAUCUGAAUGGCAACUUCAUCGAGGCGCUAGUCAUUCUCACCAAUCCCGACUAUACGCCUGCACCAUGGCGCAAGACCCUUUAUUCCUGGGCCACGGCAGUUUUUGCAGCGUCUAUCAAUAUUAUUGGAGGCAAGCUGUUGCCUCGGUUUGAGGGGACAAUUCUUAUCCUUCAUAUCCUGGGUUUCUUUGCCAUUCUCAUCCCUUUGACGUAUAUGGCAGAGCAUAAACCUGCUUCGGAGGUAUUCACGUACUUUAUUAAUGAAGGCCAUUGGCCGACUCAAGGUCUUUCAUUCUUUAUCGGCAUCAUUGGUCCUGUCUUUGCGUUUGCAGGUGGCGAUGCAGCAGUACACAUGGUCGAAGAAAUGACUAACGCAACAGUGGCCGUCCCCUGGUCCCUAAUGCUCACAGUCCUCAUCAACGGAACCCUAGGCUUUAGCAUGCUAAUAGCCCUUUACUUCUGCCUCGGCGACAUCGAAACAUCCCUAAAAUCCCCAACCGGAGUCCCCUUCCUCUCUAUCUUCUACCAAGCCACCGAAUCAACCGCCGGCACCGCAGCAGCUGGAUCCGUGAUCCAAGCCAUGUGCUGCUGCACAACAGUAGGCAUGUUGGCAUCCGCCUCGCGCCAAUUCUGGUCCUUCUCACGAGACAGAGGUAUACCCGGCUGGCGCAUCUGGAGCAAAGUAACUCCCCGCACCGCAAUACCAACCUACACCGUCCUCCUAACCAGCAUAAUCGGUUGCCUCCUGAACCUCAUCAACAUCGGCUCCGACGUUGCAUUUAACAGCCUCGUCUCAAUGUCUACUUCAGGCCUCUACCUCUCCUACAUGAUCGCCGCAGGCCUUCUCCUGUACAGACGCUGCACAGGAGAAAUCAGCCAAGCUAAGAGAAACUCCGAACAAACAAUGGUUAAUACGGCAGGCGCCAAGCUCGUCUGGGGACCAUUUCACCUUCCCGGUAUAUGGGGGAUCGGGAUUAAUAUUUUCUCGUUGAUUUAUAUGUUUAUUGCUACGUUCUUUAGCUUUUGGCCCCCGAUUAAUGAUGUUAAUUCCGAGUCGAUGAAUUAUAGUGUGGUUGGGACUGGUGGUACGGUGCUGCUUAGUUUGGGGUAUUAUUUGGUGAGGGCGAGGGGGGUUUACAAGGGGCCUGUUAUUGAGAUUUAG